AUGUCCUCCGUGCAUGUGGCUUUGAACGUCACCUUCCUCAGCACCUCGAGCCUGCAGUUCACGCUCAAGUCGGCGUGGAACUGCUGGACCUUUGACGGGUGCGACUACUGGGAGAAGACGAAGACAGCGGCGUGGUCCAACAUCCCGGAGACGAUGUUCGUGGGCUUCUAUGAGUCGACUACGUGCUACGAAGUCGACGACACCAAGAAGGCCCUGUUCGCGCUUAACGGGACCUACACAUUCCCGAAGUCAAGGCCUAUCCGGUCGGUGAUGAUCGCUGAAUCCAGCGACCCCACUCGUCGACCGCACUUCAUCUAUUCCAAGUGCCCCGAUGCAGAACGCGCGGGGCUCGGAUCGACCGACAGCGAUGUCAGUGCGUACGUCGUGGGGGCCACCAUCACAUCGGUAGCAGGUAGCGGACCGUCGUCUAACUGGAAUGAUGCGCUUCCUAGCGACGACGUUGCGGGUUCAAACGCCUACGACGGUGCGGGCGCAUCGGUUUCCGCGCCGUGA
Phytophthora sojae is the source of this 513-nucleotide messenger RNA. RefSeq lists its product as hypothetical. The record is from RefSeq and is a predicted model, not a curated record. The transcript has a single exon. Bases 1 to 513 code for a protein of 170 amino acids. Lineage: Eukaryota; Oomycota; Peronosporomycetes; Peronosporales; Peronosporaceae.